Messenger RNA from Klebsormidium nitens, 1783 nucleotides. NCBI's taxonomy places the organism in Eukaryota, Viridiplantae, Streptophyta, Klebsormidiophyceae, Klebsormidiales, Klebsormidiaceae. The record is from the annotation of a GenBank genome assembly.
CUUUCAAGUUUCAGCAGUGAAAUUGGCGUUGAAUUUGCAUUGCAAGCUAGGACUUUAGUAGUACAUGGGGAAAAGAUGGGCGCAGCCCGCAGGUGUUGUGCUGUUGCUUAGGCGUGCUCGGGCUUUUGGGGUUGGGGUGGCAGAUAAUCGUGCACCAGACUUGACGAAGGAGUUGAUGCGCACCGCAAAUUAGGCAGCAGCGAUGGCUGUGGAGGAGCAGUUCAUUCUACGGGUGCCACAGGACAUUGCGGAGCAGCUGAACCAGCUCCUCAGCAAGCAGAUUGCGUCUGCUGACCUUCCAAUUGACCUCGCUUUCUCAGAGGAUGGUCGGUCUGGCACUUUCACGGUGGGGGGCCGAACGCUGCCCGCCUCGCUGCUGGACCUCCCUGGGGUGGUGGAGUCCUGGAAGACAUAUGACGACAAUCACCUGGUCAAGAGUGCUGACAUAGGACAGUUGAUCUUGGUCACAGAGGAGGGGGCGGAGAAGCCAGAGGGGCCGGAGUACCGCCAUGGCUUGACGCCGCCGAUGCGGGAGGCGCGCAGGCAGCGCUUCCGGAGUGAGCCUGAAUAUGAUCCGGAGCAAGUCGCCCGGGUCGAAAAGGAGCUGGAGCGCAUCCUCCAGGGAGGGGGGGUGCGAGACAUGGAGGUGGAGGAGGUGCUGGAAGACGAAGAGGAGGAGGAAGAAGGCGCGGACGGAGACGCAGAGGAACAGAAGAAGAAAAAGAAAAAGAAAAAGAAGAAGCAUAGGGAUCGGGACAAGGACAAGGAAGACGGGAAGCGAGAAAAGAGCAGCAAGAAAAAGCACAAAUCGAAGGACAAAGAGAGAAAGAAGGACGAAGAGAAGGCGGGAGAAAAGGAGAAGCUAAAAGAAAAGAAGAGCAAGAAGCACAAGAAGAAGGAUAAAGAGGCGUCGGGGGACGGAUUAGAAAGCGACUCGAAGCGGGUCAGAGUCGAUCCGGAAAGCCAGGCGGUAGAGGGUCCGCGGGCCAAUGGCGGGGCCGACGAAGUCGCGGCUUCGGGUUUGGGGGGUUUGGAAAAGGGUUUAGGCGAAACCCAGGAUGCGGCGGCGGAUCUGGACGCCGACCGUGACUCGCUCGAUGACUUGCUGACGUCACCUGGCCAAGAGCCCGAGGCGACGGACGCAGACUUUGAGCGGGAGUUGAUGGAAAGCUUAGGAGGGGAUGGCAUACUCGACGGUGGGCAAGGGGAGGGAACUGGUCGAGAGGUCGGGGUUGGAUUAGAAGGCAAGGGAGACGGCGAAGGCAACGGUCUGGAUGACGGACUAGAAGGGAACGGGGGCAUGUUUUCGUUUACGGGGCUAGAAGGAGCGGAACUAAAUGACAAUGCGUUUGAUUUUGGCGUAGAAGACGGGGGCUUGCCUGCGGCGGAGGACGACCGAGGAGAGGAGAAGCCAGAGAGUAUGCCGUGGGACCUAUGACGCAGUCGUUAACCAGAUUGAGCUGCGGCCCUUUCCAAAUGCAACACGUGGUCUCUUGCUUCAUACGCUUGGGGUUUGACAUGGUCGUCCGACGUCUGCAAAGAAAAGCUGAGCCUGACCGCUCUUAUGAAAAUGUAUUCCCGAUGUUGCCGAAUCAUGGACAGGCUCGUGUUGGUUUGAUUUCAGUUGGGACUUGUGACUCUUGCUUGGAUUCGCUGCAAUAUAGGCAUGGGCACGUCGGCGGCUGGAAAAGCGAGAGUGCCUCUGAUUUAAAUCCGAAAGGCAAGUCGGGCCCGCUGAAGUUCUACAGACGUGAGUUGGACGCCAGGCUUUGCAUAAGUUCCC